Molecule: messenger RNA, 1020 nt
Organism: Apaloderma vittatum (bar-tailed trogon)
Lineage: Eukaryota; Metazoa; Chordata; Aves; Trogoniformes; Trogonidae
Product: techylectin-5A-like
Source: RefSeq, a predicted model, not a curated record
AUGGGAUCCACAGGCACCCUUUUGUUACCCGGAGCCCUCGCCAUCUGCUCCAAGCGCGCAGGGCUCCAGGCUGGGACAAGUUCAUUCCGUGGGGACCUUGUCCUCCUACCCACAGUGGUGGCGAUGCUUCUCCUCGGCGCAAGCCCCGUGUUGGCCACCGCCGCCACCACAGCAUUCCCCGCAGACUGCAGCCACCUCCGCAAGACCAGCCCCAGCGGGGUGUACGUCAUCCAGCCGGCAGCGUCCCCGCCGCGGGUGGUGUGGUGCGACAUGGACACCGAAGGCAAGGGCUGGACCGUCGUCCAGAGAAACUCUCACAACACUGAGAUCAACUGGAAGCAAUCCUGGACCACCUACAAGUACGGCUUCGGGAACGUGCAGAGCGAUCACUGGAUGGGCACCGAGUACCUGCACCUGCUGACGCAGCAACGCACCUACAAGGUCCGCUUUGUUGUGCGGGACAAAGCCAACGUCACCCAUUACGCCGAGUACGACAUCUUCAGGGUGGAGAGCGAGGAUAGCGGGUACCCGUUGAGGCUGGGCCGGUUUUCUGGUGAUGGGGAGGACUACCUGACCCUCUAUCACCCCAAGAAGGGGGGCAUACACGACAACAUGAAGUUCAGCACAACUGACAAGGACCAGGACCAGUACAGCGGAAACUGCGCCAGCAGCUACGGGGGCUGGUGGUACGACAGGUGCCACAACGUCCUGCUCAACACCCAGAAAAACAUCCUUUGGCCAGGGUUCUGUGAUAAGGCGACUGCGCGUCCUCCCUCAUCCUGGUCAAACCCACAGACGUGUGCUGACCGUGCCACGGAGCCCAGCCUCCCGCCAGUUUGUGGGAGUGCCACCGCCCCCAGCCCAGUGCCCCGUUCCCGUGCCUGCAGCUCCUGCACUGUCACCAGCCAAAAGACGGCGGCUCUAGGGCUCAGGAGCAAUCACCCAGAGCCCUGGGCACGCCAGCAGCUUCGGGUGGUGAACCUGCAGCAAAUUAAGUAUAUUAUACAAGUCCUCUCCUGA